AUGUGCAAGAUGGAUCCUCCGCAUUCCGGGAAAGAUCUCUCAAACACACCAGCAAUUCCAUUUGCCACUGCUUGUGCCAACCUCCCAUACGACCUAUUUGUUUGGGAGAUCUUGGCGCGCCUUUCCGUGAAACACCUCCUGAUCUACAAAGACAUCUCACCCUGUUGGUGUGCUGCCAUAGAUGAUGCUGCCUUUGUCCGCCGCCACCGUGAAUUCUCUCGUGAAAGUCCUCCUUCCAUGUUGAUCAUCCCUCGCAAGAGUUCCUUGGAGGACGACAUUGAGCUCUCCGAGGACAUCAUCUUCCACCGCCUUCAUAUUGGAAGGACACUCGACACUUUUGAGGAGGAGAAGGUAGAGCUGAUGCUUAAAAAGGAAUGUCCACCGGGAGUAGAAGGUAUCACAAACAAGAUUUUCCCCAUGCAUUGUGAUGGUUUGGUUGCCAUCGCGACUGUCAAUGACCAGGUAUUUGUGUGCAACCCAGCAACCCAAGAGCUCGUGGCAUUGCCACGGGGCACCCCAGAUGCCCGUAUAAUUAAGGACCCCGUUGCAGCUCUUGGCUUUGAUGCAUCGCGCAACCAAUAUGUUGUUGCGAGGUACUUCUACUGGCACUACGAUGUCGAUGAAUCCAUCGGAGUGCUGGAUUACGAGAUCGGGCAUGAGGUUUUCAUGCUCGGUGGUGACUCCUGGGAGCUCACUGAUUGUCCGCCAGGUGUGAUUGUCGCUACACCACCAGUGUUCGUGCAAGGGGCCUUCUACUGGGGGACUUGCGCCAAUGACGAUCUUCAGUCAGGCGUGCUGUUGCGGUUCAACUUGAGGGAGAGGAAUUUUGACAUGGUUCCAUACCCUCCUGAAUUUGUCUACCACGAUCACCUUGCGGAUCUCAACGGCAAGCUCUGCUACGUUAGUAGUGUCUCAGAGCCGACAUAUGACGUGUGGCAGCUAGAGGAUGACAAGAUACACCAACCUAAGUGGUCGUUGCGAUGUCGCAUUGAUCCGGUUGACGAAGGUCUUGGUGUUGAUGCUUUCUUCCCAAUUUGGGCAGGUGCGGGCAGGAUUAUGGUGGCUGUCGACUACGAGAAGCUUUACUGGUGUGAGGAGAAGAGUGGAUAUAUGGAGGAAAUUUUGGAGUUUGAAGAAGAAACUGAUCUAGACUCGGAGGAUUAUAACUGCUAUCGAUACCAUGUUGUCCCUUACAUGGAGAGUCUCAUCUCUAUCAGAGUAUGCAACCACUGA
Molecule: messenger RNA, 1233 nt
Organism: Lolium perenne
Lineage: Eukaryota; Viridiplantae; Streptophyta; Magnoliopsida; Poales; Poaceae
Product: putative F-box protein At2g02030
Source: RefSeq, a predicted model, not a curated record